ACUAUCUCUAGUCAGGAAGUUGAUGAUCCCAUCAUCAAUACUAUCGAGCCGGAUCCCUAUUACGAGGAGGAACCAGUCGGCCUCUACUCUGGUGAAGAGCGUGAAGAUCAGAGACAACCCCAAAGCCCACAAAUCCAUGCCGAGGAGCGAGCAGAUCUUGCUAAUGAUAAUGCCAACACCGAUGUGGAAUAUACUACACAGAAGUUUAUUCAGCAAUUUCUUGUCGGGAUAUAUGGCUGUAACGCCCAAAGCCAUCGAGAAUCUCUG
Ilyonectria robusta is the source of this 267-nucleotide messenger RNA. RefSeq lists its product as uncharacterized. NCBI's taxonomy places the organism in Eukaryota, Fungi, Ascomycota, Sordariomycetes, Hypocreales, Nectriaceae. The transcript has a single exon. The record is from RefSeq and is a predicted model, not a curated record. The annotation marks the transcript as partial.